Molecule: messenger RNA, 1465 nt
Organism: Corylus avellana
Lineage: Eukaryota; Viridiplantae; Streptophyta; Magnoliopsida; Fagales; Betulaceae
Source: RefSeq, a predicted model, not a curated record
UCUCACAGAAACCCUUCAAACCCUGAUAGAUUUCACUCACGGUCUCACCCACAUCUUUCUCUUUCACUCAUUCAAUUCCUCUCAGAACCCUUUAUCGCCCAAAAACAGAUUAAAGCAAAUGGGUCGGGACGACGCCAAUUUAAGCGCGGCGAAGAGGUCGUUUCGGAGCGCAAAAGAGGAGGGGAACAGACAGGAGGAGGCCCGAUGGGCAAACGUGAUCGGCGACAUCCUCAAGAACAGAGGGGAGUACGUGGAGGCGCUCAAGUGGCUGCGCAUCGACUACGACGUGUCAGUCAAGUACUUGCCGGAGAAGCAGCUCUUGACCACCUGCCAGUCUCUCGGGGAGGUCUAUCUUCGCCUCCAGGAGUUCGAGCAAGCCCUCAUUUAUCAGAAGAAGCAUUUAGAGCUAGCCAAGGAUGCCAAUGACCUUGUUGAGCAGCAAAGGGCCAGUACCCAACUUGGUCGUACUUACCAUGAAAUGUUUUUGACAUCUGACAAUGACCACCUCUCAGUUCGGAAUGCCAAGAAAUAUUUUAAGUCUGCCAUGAAGCUUGUGGAGACUCUAAAGGAGAGCCCAUCUUUUAAGGAUAGUAAAUUCUUCCUCAAGGAAUAUAUUGAUGCACAUAAUAACAUAGGAAUGCUUGAAAUGGAUCUUGAUAACUUGGAAGAGGCCCAGAAAAUCUUAACUAUAGGAUUACAGAUUUGUGGGGACGAAGAGGUAGAGGAAGACAAUGAUGCACGCAGCAGGCUCCAUCACAACCUGGGAAAUGUUUACAUGGAGCUCAGGAUGUGGGAUAAAGCUCGGGAGCACAUUGAGAAGGACAUUAUAAUUUGUAAGAGAAUUGGGCAUUGUCAAGGGGAGGCAAAGGGGUAUAUCAAUCUUGGUGAAUUGCAUUAUAGGGUUCAAAAGUAUGAGGAGGCACUUCGUUGCUACCAGAAGGCGCUUGAACUGGCAAAAUCCAUGGAAGAUGAGGAUGCUUUGGCUAAGCAAAUUGAUCAAAAUAUUGAAACUGUAAAAGAAGCUAUUAAAGUAAUGAAUGACUUGAAAAAAGAAGAGCAGAAGCUGAAGAAGCUGACAAGAGAGACGGCCACUGCAAAAGGAACACCACGUGAGAGGAAGUGUCUGCUUCAGCAGAAUGCAUGUCUUGAUUCUCUCAUAGAGAAAUCAAGAAUGAUCUUUGCAUGGGUGAAGCUUCGGGAAUUUGCCAAAAGGAAGAAGAGAGUUGCGACUGAACUUUGUGACAAGGAAAAGCUGAGUGAUUCAUUUCUGGCUAUUGGAGAAUCAUACCAGAAGCUCAGAAAAUUAGACAGAAGCAUUAAAUGGUACAUGAGGAGUUGGGAAAUAUACAAGUCAAUUGGUAACUUGGAGGGGCAAGCAUUAGCAAAAAUCAACAUUGGUGAUGUUCUGGACAGUGAUGGUAAUUGGACAGGAGCAUUAGAUGCAUUUGAAGAGAGCUACAGGUAG